Molecule: messenger RNA, 1113 nt
Organism: Dichomitus squalens LYAD-421 SS1
Lineage: Eukaryota; Fungi; Basidiomycota; Agaricomycetes; Polyporales; Polyporaceae
Product: glycoside hydrolase
Exons: 6
Coding region: 1-1113 (370 amino acids)
Molecular function (GO): hydrolase activity, hydrolyzing O-glycosyl compounds
Source: RefSeq, a predicted model, not a curated record
AUGCGCUUUUCCGCCGCUCUCCUUGGUGUCCUGGCCCUUCCCGCCCUCGUCUGUGCAGCCGCCACGGCUUCGCCCGCCAACUUCGCCGGGUCCAACCUGUAUUACGCCGCGGGUCUGAGCUCGUCGCAACGCGCCACCCUCUUGAAAGGUCUGCAGAGCGCGAACAUGAAGGUUCUACGCGUCUGGAUCGGUGCUCAGAGCGGCAGCCAGAAGGGCACUUCGAUCCCGGCUUUCCCUGACGUGGAGCCGAGCACGGUCUGCAAUGGGGACACGUCGUGCUACAACCCGCAGAUUCUCAACAUGCUCGACGACUUGAUGGUCGAUGCGAAAUCCUACGGCGUGAAGCUGCUCAUCACGAUGCACUCGUUCAACGCGCUGGAAGCGAACGACGUCUACGGGCAGCGGUGGGGCACCGGAUACUUCUACGAGCAAGCGGACGCGCAGGCGGCCGUGCAUAGACUGCAGUACAUCGUCAACCACGUGCACAAAACGCUCGGCAAGCCGUGGAAGGAGCUUAGCGACUAUAUCAUUGGGUUCGAAGCGGAGAACGAGGCGAUGAUCGGCAAGGGCGAGGCAUACAUCCAGGCGCACACCUCCUGGCAGUGCGACCGCGCGGCGACGAUCAAGUCCGCGCUUGGCUCCAACUCGGGCACCCUCGUUUUCACCGGUGGCGAGUCGUGGGUGUCCGAAUCGGUCCAGUCCGCGUGGCUCCAGUGCUCAGGCAUUGACGUCAUCUCGCUGCACGCGUACGGCGUGGGCGACUUCGCGACGUCGAACUUGCAGACGUAUGUCAACAUGGCGAAGAGCGCGGGCAAGCGCAUGAUCAUGGAAGAGUGGGGCGCGUGCUACUUCUCGACGGAGAACAACAACUGCCCGCAGGGCGACGUGCUCGACACAAACACGCGCAACAGCAAUAUCGAGACGUGGGCCGCUCAGAUUAACGUUGCGGGGUUGUCGUGGCUCUAUUGGCAGGUGCUGCCGAACAACGAUCCCCAUGAGAGUUAUGACUACGAGAUCGGCAUAGGCGAGGCUUCUUGGAGCACCCUGCAGGCUGCUGCCGAGAAUGCCUACUCGACCACCGGCGCAUACGACUUCUCGGGGUAUCUUCCCUGA